AGCGAGCCGAAACCGACCAGCUAAGCAAAUCAGAUCCUUCCACAAGACGUUUCAAGAAUCUCCGUAGCUUGAGACUCGCGUUCGUCAUGUCCGUGGCACUUGUGCACCUGUUGCUCGUGUCAAGCUUUGAAGCUUUAAAUGCAGAGCUCCCCAUAAAAGCCAAAGAAUGCUUCUGCCUGACUCAGCCAUAAAUACUAUUUUGGGGUCCAAAAACGCGAUCACUAUCUAGAUGCUUAAACCAGCCUCUAGGCUGCAACAAUAACUCCAAGCUUAAAUAGUUUUAUCAUUGCUGAAUCGGCAUUGAGAAGAUGGGAAGAAACGCACCAUUAAGAGCACCGAGUGUCAGAACUGCCGGACUGAACAACAUGGCGCCGAUGUCGACGGAACUUGAAGAUCGAUCGCUGCCACCAUAUCAGAUGACCCCAGUGAGUCCGAAUCGCACAUCAGGCAUGGAAAGUCAUCAUUCAGGUGCUCUCGCGCCGACGACGACAGAACAAUACUCGGCACCAACAGCGCCGGUCAUUGCACCAGACCCAGUGCCUAACGCAACGAGUGAAUGGCCCACUGUCAAAGCACCAGACGGGCAUAUUUAUUACCAGGCACCAACGCCGCUGGGCGAUCUGGGCCACAUACCGGCACUGGUGGACUGUCCUUACUGUGGGAAACGUGGCCAGACGGCGACGUCGUUGUCUGCUGGGAACAUGAAUCACGCUUUCGCUUGUUGCGCUUUCUUUCCCUUUGUCAUCUUCACGUUUAUCCCCUAUAUGAUUAGUGGGUUGAAGAAUGUAGUGCAUCGCUGUCAGGGCUGUGGGAAGCGGCUGGCUGUCUGGCAUCGGACCGGGCAUACGCAGGUCAAGUAGGGGUGGGGUUUCCAUCGUUGGAUGUGGGUGGUU
This is a messenger RNA of Exophiala viscosa, 893 nucleotides long. Its product is annotated as LITAF-like zinc ribbon domain-containing protein. Lineage: Eukaryota; Fungi; Ascomycota; Eurotiomycetes; Chaetothyriales; Herpotrichiellaceae. The record is from RefSeq and is a predicted model, not a curated record. Bases 309 to 860 code for a protein of 183 amino acids. Gene Ontology annotation, molecular function: zinc ion binding. The transcript is spliced from 3 exons.